AUGGCUGCAAAUAACUUACUGCCCCAAAAGGAGAAAAAACCUCCACUCACACACUUCUUGUGUCUGCCUCUUGUAUCGGAGACUUCACUGCCGCUACUAGAGAACUCACUCGCCAAAUUCAAACACAAUCUACUAUCUAGCCGCAAAUCUGGAGGUGAUCACCCCUCGGAAUGGCUUCCGCCGUUGUUCCCAGACUCCGCGAUUCGACCGCUGGGCACCGUGCACUUGACUCUGGGCGUCAUGAGACUCACAUCACCAGAUCGGAUACAUGAAGCUGUCAAGUUUCUCGAGUCACUAGAAAUUGACGAGAUAUUGCAGGAAGUGCAGUCCGAGCUCGCUCUGGACACGAAUGAGAGUACCACACUUGGUUACGGCAAACCUAUCUCCGUGUCUUUAGAGUCUUUGGGUACAUUACCAAAGCCAAAAGCGGCAACUGUUUUAUAUGCCAACCCAAUCGAUCCGACAUCUCGAUUGCAUCCAUUCGCAGUCAAGAUACGUCAAGCAUUCGUUGAUGCAGGUUUCAUCGAGCAAGACUUUAUCAAACAGAGGCCGAAGAAGCACAAAAUCAGAAAACAGAUAUCGAGCAGCCAGAACGCCGCUAAUACCAAUAACGGAGACAUUAACGGAACAAUUGUUGUUGCAGAAGCCGCAGAAGAAACCAUAAUACAGCAAAGGCCGAAACUGAGGCCGUUAUUAUUACACGCCACGCUUGUCAAUACGAUAUAUGCUCGCGGCGAGCGAAGCGCUCAUCACUCUUCUCAUCAUGGCAACAAAGCAAAAAAGGGACGCAGGCAUGUCGGGCCUUUGACGUUUGAUGCACGAGACCUGCUGGCGCGGUACCGCAAUUAUUACGUUGAUGGUACAUGCAUGGAGGAGAAAGAGCAUCUUCCUGCUGAUAUUAUAGAACAAAGUAGCCCAGAAGAUGAUGGCGAUGAUGGUGCAUCUCGGUCAUCAGAGGAGGAAGCUCAUCCUUCCAGGGGUGUGGAACAGAUACAGCAUACACAAGAGACAGAUAUGACUAGAUAUCCAUUUAUAUGGGCGAAUAAUGUUCCGAUUGACAGACUGUGCAUCUGUGAGAUGGGAGCCAAGACAUUGACUGAAGAGGACAAUCAUCUGGCCGCGAGGUUGGGACAGGAAUAUCGAGUUGUUGCAGAGAGGAAAUUGUUCCAAUAA
Talaromyces amestolkiae is the source of this 1173-nucleotide messenger RNA. RefSeq lists its product as uncharacterized. The record is from RefSeq and is a predicted model, not a curated record. Gene Ontology annotation, cellular component: nucleus. The transcript has a single exon. The coding region runs from base 1 to 1173 and encodes 390 amino acids. Lineage: Eukaryota; Fungi; Ascomycota; Eurotiomycetes; Eurotiales; Trichocomaceae. Gene Ontology annotation, biological process: regulation of DNA-templated transcription; DNA alkylation repair.